UGUAUAACGACUGAUCGGGACACUGUAACAAAAGCGCAAGCAUUAUAUUUUUGUAGAUCAUUCUUAUUUCCAAUUUUAACAUUGCAUUUUCUUCUAUCGCAUAGUUACAAAUUGCUUCUCCAGUUGUAUCAGUAAUUGGGCAAAACCCCAGAAAAUAUACAUGUAUUGCAACAUGAUGUGUAUAAGAAACAGAAGCAAUAAUAGUAGCGAUUAGUUCGGUAUGAGACCUUUCUGGUGUAGAAUCUAAUGUUUUGUGAACGUAUUUGUGUGCUUAGGCCUAUAUCUACAUUUUCAAGGAUUUUAUUUUCUAUUUCACUCAAAUUUUGAGUUGCCUGUAUUAAUUGAUACAAAUAUCCUUUUUGUGUGUGUAAAGAUAUUUGUGAAUCUUUUAAAAGCGAGACCUUGCCAAUAAUUCGUUCUAUCAAGGAUUGCCAAGAGUGCUUUUCAAAAUCAUGCAUUCUUUAAUGCGUUGCAUCUAUUGUUGUUUUCUUUUAAACAUUUUCUUUCGUGUUGUUUCAGAACUAAUAGGACCCGAAUCAUUGAGUCAUUCUUGUACCUGUAAUGUAUGAUUUAUUUUAUUAUUCCUAAAACAACCGAUAUAUAUAAUUAAAUGCAGAAUAAAGUGAAGAUGAAGUGACCGGGGAUGAAAUGACCGGUCACCAAUUUAGAGAGCAUAUUAGUUUGUACAAAAAUAUUGUGCAUUGUAUUUAAAACGGACAGACCAAUGUCGUUGCAGAAUAGAAGUACACAAGAAGAUAAUAAGUUUGGACUAGGAGCAAGAAACAUGGUAUAAUAAACUGAUAGGAAAAAACUAUGGAUUUAGAGACAUGACCAUCAGAGAAAGAAAAGGACUAAAAAUUGUAUUGGUGGGGAGCGUUGUAAUGAUGGCCGUUCACUUUAAGGAUGAAAAAAUGUUCCGGAAAUACUGAAGUGUAGCAGGGUAUUAGUUAAUAAUAUUGUCUUUCUUUCGGUGCACGUGAAUUAAAAGAUUAAACAUUUACAGACUUAACUCAAGAAUUAAUAGAUAAUAUUAGAGUGGUAUGGUAUGCGCUCUGAACUGUCCUUUCGAUGAACUUUGGUUCGAACCUUACCCGCCACCAUACACCAUUCCUGUAGGAGGUUUUGGCUAGGAUUUAAUAAUCUGACGGAACAUUUGCAACAUGUAAAACAAAUAAACAAUAAUUAAAACUGGAAAGCUAACUUGUAUAUCAAUAUUGAAAAUGUGCAUUCAUUUUAUUCUAUUAGCAAAAUAUAUUUAAGGUUGAUUUCAUAAAAUUAAGUAAUUUGACUGAAAAUAUAGAUAUAGAUAGAUAUUAAAAUAGAUGCUAGAAAAUGAUUGACCGAAACUGAAACAUUACUACAUACUAUAAUUAUUAAAUUCAUUUAAUACUAUACUGAUGAUAUUGUAUUUUAUUGUAUGUCAUUAGCCCAUUGUCAUUUAGAACACAGCUUUGUAUAUUUAGUAUAUUUCAAUCACUUGAAGAAAAUAGAAUAUUAGUUAGCUAAUUGUGUCUAGCUGGGUGUGUCUGAAGAAUUAAUAUUAACUGGAUUUUUAAUUAGAGAUGGCCCAGAUACAGAGGUUUCUAAUAGUGAACAAUAGACAUCGAAGGAAUGGAAUAUAGACACAAUGGUGACUUACAAUAAUGGAAGGGGGAAUAACUUUGGUUUCAGAUAAGUACAAGAUUUAAUAAAUAAUAACAAGUUAAAAUAAUAUAGAUGAAGUAAUUCUUUCUACAACUGCUGCUUAUAGUUACACUAAGUGUGACCAUAUUGACUCUUUCACUUAUCCCGAUGUUCAGUUCACUUUCUAAGCUGUUGGUUUCUUCUAGAAAGAAAUGCCGCGGUAGGCUUGUCAAGAAUGUUAGAGUGAAUUCAGAUGUAGAUCUAGAAGUGCUUUCCUCCCGUCACGGAUUUGGGAAUGGUUUCUUCCAAAUGUAAGUUUAAGGAAUCAGGCUAGAACUCAUGUUAGGAACCUAGAAACCAGGAAUCCAGAAAUCCACUCUAGUUAAAACCAAGAGUGGUAACAAGGAACUAGGAAGAUGAAAUAUCCCAGUUAUACAUCCGUAUACCGUAAAGUGGACGACCAGCGACAGGUCCUACCUUAUGUAGAUCACCAUACAAAAUGUCUUGUGGAAGUCGACCUUCUGGCAUUCUAUGAACGUAGCCAAGCCAGCAAAAGCCCUGCUGCUGAUAUCACAGCGGAUGUCCUGGCACCCUGAUCUUUGUAGCACUUUCUCACUGGUUAUUAUGUCUUGCCACAUUAUUUUAGACAUCCUAAGUGGAAGAUAUUUAGCUUUUUUUCCUGCCAUGAGUAGGUUGAUCAUGUUUCACUACAGUAUAUCAAAGUGCUCAUAAAACAGAUCCGGUAGACUAAGGCUUUGGUAUUGUUCGCAAGAUACGUAAAAUAAAGUAAACUCUCUCGUAUCGAAAAAAAAACAACUAGGUUACAAAAGACAGUUUGUGUGGAAACACAAACUCAAAAUCGGCCCCCGAAGUGGUCCACCCAGGCAGGCUUCAAUAUUUUCAGAAAUAACAUCCAAAUGAAAUUAUUUCAAAGACAAAUGAGAAAUAAGAAUGGAGAAAGAAGGUUAACAGAUCUUGUGUAGUGCCCCAACGGUCCCGCGGAUCAAAGAAUAGGUGAAAGUGAAUGUAAAUUUAGAUGUGAACCUGGCCUAACUAGUUCCCCUUUUAGACCUUGUGGCAGAUGAUGUAAAGUUCAUCUGUUUUUGUGGCCUACGGUUAACGAGGGUGUCAUGUAGCCAGCAAAACGACCAACUGCCUUUACUUUUGCAUCAGAACUUUGAAUGGUCUAAAAUAUUGUGAUGUCAGAUUUUCAAUAUCCUUUCUAGUUUACGAGAUCUGAUUGGGACGGACAGACGGACAGACAUUUCGCACAAAACUAAUAGCGUCUUUUCCCCUUUCCCCUUUCGGGGGCCGCUAAAAAGACUUUUUGAGUGAGUCUUACUAAGCUGAGUGACGUUGUAGAAAGUUUUUUCCUUUUACGUUCCUUGGAAUGAUUUUAUUAAAUGAAAUGCUAGAACUCGUAAGCCAAUGUCUAUUAACCUUCGUUAACUCUCUCGUAUUUAAAAAGGCAUUAUUUAGUCUAACUAGUUUAAGAAGCCGUGAAACGUAGUGUAAAAUUUUUUGUUUGCUUUAAUUGCAUAUAGAAUAAACUCUUUCAACGAAAUGCAAAAAACUAGGUGAGCCAAUGUCUAGUAACCAUCGUCACCUCUCUCGUUUUGAAAAAGACAUUUUAGUCUAAUUAGGUCGUGUUACGUAGACGAAUUUUUUUUCUUUCUGUUAAUAUCAUUCGGAAUGAAAUCUUUAAAUGAAAUACUCUAAGAACUCGGUUUACGGGUGUACCAAUGUCUAGUAAACCUCGUCAAUUCUUACGUAGUGAACAAACAAGAAAAAAAAAGACAAUGUUCCACUCUAACUUGGCCAUGUAGCCUAACAUUGUGGAUUUUUUCCUUUAACUUCAUUUAGAAUAAUUUUAUUCAAUGAAAUAAUUCUCGUGCCUUAAUGUCUAGUAACCCUCGUCAACGUUUUCGUAUUAAAAAAGUUGGAGCCGACUCUAUUAUAUAUUUAUAUUAUAUAUUAUACUAUUAUAUUUCUAUAUUUAUAUUUUUGUAUUUUUUUAGAUCUAUUUUCACUUUAAAUAUGAGUCUGUUCGUAGUUAUUAUUUGAUUUUAAACUAUAGAUUGAAAUGGGAAGAAAUACGAUAUUACAUCAAAACUAAGAAAUCAACAAAUUCUCCUUGUUCCUGGCACAGUUCCCUCUCUCCCCAUGACAUUGCUGAACACAAGGCACGCGUGAGCGUGCACGACAGUCUUCAAAAUGUGGCUCUCAUACUGAGCGCUCCUCUACUUUCCCAAUUAGUUCUAUGGUGUUUUUCUGAGAUGAACACAACUACUAAGUGUCAAGCCUAUUCUACAGAUGCAUUUCCAUGGAAGGAAAUGAUUAUAUUCUAUUUAAUAGGGAAAUUCAAAUUAAGGCUACAGGGACCAAAUGUCAAUCACUAUUUAAAGGUUGACUGGACAAAAGGACAAACGUACUCAUUUUUAAAGAAUUGCAACAUCAAGCGGGACUCGAACUUAGACCCUAGAUACUAACAUGUCAUACACUGCACUAGACUUGAUUUAAAAUAGGCAGCAUAACAAACUGUGUGCCAUCUUGUCAAAAAUAUGCGAUUUAAGAUGUGUAAAAUAAUACAUCUGACAAUCGAGUAUUGGAACUAUGGAGACAUACACGCUUAUAUCGGCCAGGGAUGUGCCAUAAAAUGGAUACCUUCAACUGAAAACAUCCUUAGCCAAUGAGUUUUCUAUCCUAAGUGACUCUCUGAUUCAGGGGCAAAUACUACUAGUGUUUCUAAUGGUUCAACGUGACUGCAUGGAUUCCUUAUUGAUUGUAACCCACGCCACAAAUGAUAAUGUGCACAAUCUUGGUGCGAACAGGUUGAACACAAGUUGGCCAUCCCAUGACCUGACAACUUUCACUCACAUUAUGAACAACAGCAAUAAAAGCCAGGCAGGCGUGUCCAACGAACAACCCGUCUACGCACAAGUCAUUAUUGUUCUUAUGUAUGUCCUGAUUAUUUUAGUUGCGGUAGGAGGGAAUCUUCUCUUCUCGUACAUUAUUGUCAUGAAUCCAAAGAUGAGGUCUCUAACCAACUUGUUUCUACUCAAUAUUGCUAUCAGUGAUAUAGUGAAAGCUGUGAUAUGUAACCCGUUUACUUUCAUCGCCAAUUUAAUCCUUCUUUACUGGCCCUAUGGAGAAUUUAUGUGCCAAGUGGUGACCUAUAUUCAGGUUGUUGCUGUGUUUCUGAGUUCUUUCACACUUGUAGCAAUGAGUGUUGACAGGUAUGUGGCUAUUGUAAAACCGAUGAGACCCAGGUUGUCCAAGCGUGCUUUUGUGGUAACAAUGAUCAUCAUCUGGCUACUGUCUCUUUCCGCUCCGUUACCUACAGCCAUUCUAUCAAAAAUUAUAGUUCAGCCAUCUGGAUUAGGAUUAUGUCUAGAAGAUUUUGAAAAUAAUCACAACAAAUAUAUCUACAGUAUUGCCAUCAUGAUCUUGCAAUACUUCGCUCCUUUGGCUGUUAUUACUGUCACGAAUUCUCACAUUGGUUACAUUGUCUGGAUUAAAAGAACCCCAGGUGAAGCUGAACAAGAUAGAGAUCGAAGAAUGGCUGCUGCUAAGAGAAGGUUGGUGAAAAUGAUUAUUAUUGUUGUAUCUAUCUACGCUGUCUGCUGGCUACCUUUGCAUGUGAUUACUUUAGUUGGAGAUAGCAAUCCAACCAUCUAUAACAACCCUCACAUGGAGCUGGUUUGGCUUUGUGCUCACUGGUUGGCCAUGUCUCACUCCUGUUACAACCCUAUUGUGUAUUUCUCCUUGAACGCAACAUUUCGAAAGAGUCUCAAACAUUUGACCACCAUGUGCCGGCAUAAACAAAAGCGGCUACAACAACGGUUCUCAUUGAGGACUAACAAGAGUGACGUAUGGGACAGAGACACAGACAUGUAUGGUAGCGUUGAGUCUCUUCAAACUAAAUCCACAGUUGGAGUAGUACAUGCGUUACAUCGAAAUGUAAGUCGGGCUGAUUCUUGUGAUGAAUGGAAAUCGCUGAAGAAAGGAACUAAACUAAAAGGUUUAACAAAUGACAUGUAUCUAUAAAUUUACUUCUAGUGGUUGUGUUUUUUUUAAGGAUGUUUUUAUUUGUGGUGUUGAUGCAGUGCGCAUAUUAUAUUUGCAAAGGAUGUCAAAGAUGUGAUCUCAUUGUGUUAGAAUGUGACUGGUCUGAUGAAUGUGAAGGCACUCUUAAAAGUCUCUACCAUCUCUUUUUACAAUGUUAUUGUUAGGGUUAUGUAAUAAGAAAUAAAGGAACACUGAAGAUUAACCUAAAACAAGGCUUUAUUAAACUAGAACGACACAUGAACUGACGAAAGAGACUUGGACAGUAGCACACUAGAUCAAUGUUGUGAACACAUUCUCACGACGUUACACAAACAUAAACAAAUAGUAACUAUUUCACCACAUUCACCCCGCCUAGAAUUAAAAUAGCAAGUAUAAUAAUAUAGUAGGCCAAUAGCAUAAAUGAAGAGAGAAUGCCAGUGCCUGUAAUACAAUAGAUUAUCAAUAGAUCAAUAAAUAGUGUCGAAAUAUUAAUUUCUCUAGUAAACAAUAGUGAAUGGUGAUGCAAAGAAACCUAAAAACCAGUAUCUGUUGUAUGACUUAUAAACAAUUAAUAGUUUCUGUUUUAAGUAUUAACAAAUAGUGUAGUAAGUAAACAUGUACGUAAGUAAGUGAAAAGUAAACUCUAGUAUCAGUAGCAAGAGAUAAACAAUGCCAGUUUAUGUAGAACAUAAGUAGUGCAAUAGAGGAACAACUCUAGACUCUAUAGUUCGGUCUGGUUCUUCUCUCUCUUAAGUUGUAACGGGGUUGACUAUCCUGUUCUACAGUUUGGAAGUCACUAGCGAGUUCCUGAGCGUCAAUUGGGGUAUUUUCAAGAGGAAGCGCUCGGAGGUCCUCAGAGCCUACCAGGGGUUCUUUCCUUUCUUGUAUCACCGUAGGGGUGUUUACUGGUACUUCCGUGUUUUGAGUUUCUGGAGGAUAUUCAUUAUCCUCACCCUGAGGGAAGAACGAAGGUUCACUUGUUGUUGUGGAUGGGGAGGGGGUGGGAGCCAAGCGUCUUAGAGAGACCGUCUCCUCUUUACCGCUGGGCAACCGUACGACGGCAUAUUGGGGGUUACACAUCAGCAGGUCGACUUCCUCCGUGAGAGGAUCAUACUUUGAAGAUCGGUUCUCUCUUCUCAGCAACACUCGACCUGGGCUAGAUAGCCAAGUGGGGAUAGAUAUCCCGAAGGAGGAUUUCCGGUUGAACCGGAAAACUCUCUCGUGUGGAGUUUCGUUUGUUGCCGUAGAUAGUAAUGAUCUAAUCGAGUAUAGGGCCUGGUUUAAGACAAGCUCCCAUCUCGAGUUCGGGAGAUUCAGGUCUUUCAGUGCUAAAGUAACAGCGUUCCAUAGAGUUUUGUUUAGUCGUUCAAUUUGUCCGUUGCAUGAAGGAUUAAAAGCGGUUGUUCUACUUGUAGCUAUUCCCCUCUCGUGCAGAAAGGAUUGCACCUCCCUCGACAUAAAGGCCGUACCUCUGUCAGAAUGGACGUACUCUGGCAUCCCAACUAAGGAAAACAGCUGAUUUAAACACUUUAUGACAGUAGAUGAGGACAUAUCGGGACAUGGGUAGGCAAAUGGGAAGCGUGAGUACUCAUCCAACAUUGUUAAUAAGUAUUUGUUGUGAGUAGCAGAUGGGAGUGGCCCCUUAAAAUCGAUGCUUACUCUCUGAAAUGGUUGGGUAGCCUUGAUGAGGGUGCCUGAAAACUGUUUGAAGAAUCUAGGCUUCAGUUCAGCGCAAGUUUUACAUUGGUUUACCACUUUGCGGACGUCCUCGCAGGAAAAAGGUAAGUUCUUAGUCCGAACGAAAUGGAGGAGUCUCGUGACCCCUGGGUGACAGAGGUUGUUGUGUAACAGUUUGAGGUCUUCUCCAGUCAUUGCUGACGCAAAGUGGUUUCUUGAAAAGGUAUCCGCCGCAGCGUUUUGUUUCCCGGGUCGAUAUACGACGUCAUAUUGGAAACAACUAAGCUCCAGUCGCCAUCUUUGUAUCUUUUCGUUUUUGAUCUUGCCCAUGUUCUGCUGGUCAAACAUAAAAGACACUGAGCGUUGAUCUGUAACCAAUGUGAAGGGUCUACUGAUAAGGUAAUGUUGCCAUUUUCUCAGGGCUUCUACGAUAGCGUAUGCUUCCUUUUCUACUGCUGAGUGUCUGCGUUCACUAUUCGUGAGUGUUCUUGAAAAGAAGGCGACAGGACGGCCUUCUUGAUUAAGAGUGGCGGCAAUCGCGAUGUCAGAGGCAUCUGUUUCGACUGUUAGAGGUCGAUUGUAAUCUAUCGUCGACACAGCAGCGUUUUCAAGUUCGUGUUUUAGCUGUUUAAAAGCUUCUUGAACUUGUUCAGGGGGAGGAAAGGCUUUGUUGUUUACCAAUAAAUGGAUCUUGUUGGAGAAAUUUGGGAUCCAUUGAGAAUAAUAGGACAGUAGUCCAAUCACCCGCUUUGUAAUUUCAUGUCUUGUGGUGGAGGUAGGUUUCUCAAUGCUUGAAAUCUUUCGGGGUCUGGUCUUAAUUGCCCUUGUGAGAUUUCGUAGCCUAGGAGGCAUACUUUAUUAGUCGCAAUAGCACUUUUAUCAUUGUUGAAGGUGAUACCGUACUUUUUAGCGGCAUUGAGAAAUCUCUGUAGAUUCUGGCUACUGGGGUCAAGUCCGCAGAUGGUAACGUUAUCCACGUAAGCGAACGUGUCCUGUAGCCCUGCCUCCUCAAUUAUUGUGUUGAUCGUCCUUUGAAAUGCAGCGACUCCGUUUGUCACUCCAAAAGGAAUGCGGCAAAACUGAUAAAGCUUUCCGCCAGCCUCGAACGCCGUGUACUGCUUUUCAUCAUCCCUGAUAGGUAUCUGGUGGUAAGCGCUUUUGAGGUCAAAUGUACUGUACAUUGAUUAUUUAGAUAUUUCCUGCACCAGUUCAUCAACUUUUGGCACGGGGUACGCGUCGAGGUAAGUGAAUCGAUUGAUGGUUUGGCUAUAGUCGAUAACCAUUCUCUUUUUGUGCCUUUCAUUAGUUGUUACAAUUAUCUGGGCUCGCCACGGGGACGUGGAAGGCUCAAUAAUUUUGUCAGAUAGGAGUCUCUUGAUUUCAUUUUGAAUGAAUUUGGAGUCAGGCAUAGAAUAUUUUCUAGAUUUAGUGGCUAUGGGGUGGCAGUUAGGAGCAAGAUUAGCGAAGAGGCGAGGGGCUUCAACUCGUGCAGCUUUCAGCGUACAGACCUGGAGAGUGCUCCGUUUUCCCUCAAAUGGGAUCAUCAGUUUUUCAUGCUGGCUGAUGAAAUCUAGCCCUAAGAUUACAUCAGAUACUAGUCCAUCUAGUAGUGAGAGCUUAACACUUUCGUAUUGUUCAUCUUUGUACUUUAUUUUUGCGAAAAUAUGGCCGUGAGUAGUGCGAGAAAGAUGUGUAGAGGCCAUGUAGAUUCUGUUUCUGGACGUUUCUAAUUUCCAUCUGUACCUUUUAGCAAUUGAAGAAGAUAUAUAGCUUUCACUGCUCCCCGUAUCUACGAGAGCCUUCAAUGGUACUCCAUUGACGAGUAUUGAAAUAGUAGAUUUAGUAAGACCGGACGCUGGUGUCGAUGCCCAGGAAGAUCCAACGGUUGUAGUCCGAGACGUCUCAUCAUCUGCUUUCACUAUGGCUGAGGUUAUAGAUUUGAGUGUCUGUCUGGUCGAUCUACAGACUUUCUGGAAAUGGCCCCUCUUACCACACAAGUUGCAUGUAGCGUCGCGGACCGGACAUCUAAAGCGUUGAUGUGGGCUGUUUCCACAAAAGAAACAUCUUUUACUAGUCGCCGCACUCACCUCGUGUUCUACUUUUGUCGUUGGAGAAAGGCUCUCCUCGUCGGCGCUAGCUCCACAGGGAGUUUCAGAGCAGAUGUUAUACGCCAUGGCAUGGUUAUGGGCAUAUUCAAGUUGUCUUGCCUCUUCAUAGGCGCACUGUAGAGUUAAAGUAGAUUUCUCUAAGAGUCGCAGCCUUAUGCUGUUUGAAGCCAGUCCAGUAAUGAAGGCGUCUCUUACGAAGAUAUCUCUGUGUUCUUCAGCGGUGACAGCUUUGAAGUCACAGUCUUUGGCCAUACUUUUAAGCUUAAGUAGGAAGGAGUCAACGGUUUGUCCGUUCUCUUGUCGACAAAGAGUUAUCAUGUGCCGUGCAAAAAUUUCGCUUUUAGGCUUCACGUAGACAUUUUGUAGAACUUUGAUUGAUUCUUCGAACGUGGUACACUCACUUAUGUACUGAAAUACGCUCGAAGAAACGUAGUUUUCCAGUAAUUUCUUUUUGUCAAUCUCACAGUGAGAGACUGAGGAGAUGAAAUUCUCAAAUGUUCUGAGCCAGUGCAGCCACUUCUCGGCAGCCGAUGGCGAGCUAGGCUCUAUGUCUAGCUCUUUUGGCCUAAAUAGCCGUUCCAUUUGUAUAAUUACUUUUACUUACAGACUGAGAAUAGUGUUGAACGAAAAUCCAAAAAAGAUACGUGAGGCACAUAGAUCCAUAGAAUUGAAAAUUUCUAGUUUAAUAAAUUGUAAUAAGAAAUAAAGGAACCCUGAAGAGUAACCUAAAACAAGGCUUUAUUAAACUAGAACGACACAUGAACUGACGAAAGAGACUUGGACAGUAGCACACUAGAUCAAUGUUGUGAACACAUUCUCACGACGUUACACAAACAUAAACAAAUAGUAACUAUUUCACCACAGUUAUUUUUAGAAACAUUUUUCCUUUUCUAAUUGAAGAAAUCAGCAGAAAUUUUUAAAAAAAUCUCUAAUCUAUAUUUUGACUAGCUAUACACACCGGAUACGCCCGUUGAUUGGUUCCCUCGCUUUAGAGUCAAUAUUGUUAAUUAUGGCCGAAACAUCCAAUCUGUUUUCUUUAACUGGACACGCUUUAACGAUCUCCUAACAUACGUGAAUUAUUGUAUCUUUUACUAUAAUAUUUCAGAAUUGGCUUACUCUUGUUGCUAUUCCUCUAUUAGGAAUGUGAAAAAAAUUAAAAGGGGAUGUAUAAUACUGUAUAAAUAUGAAUAAAAAGACAUUAUACACAGUUAGCUAGUGUAUUUUUUUAAUUUAUAUAUAUAUUGUGUAUUGAAGAUAGCCAAUAAAAACUUUUUUCGUUUACUUUGAAACUUUUAUAAUGAGACAGUUUCAACAACUUAUAGAGAUAUUUAUAGUUAUAUUUAAUAGAUUUCAAUUUUUAUAUUAUAUACUGUGAGAACUCCUGAAUUCUGUUGGUCCGCGGGCCGCGUAAAACACUCCGGCGGGCCGCAUGUAGCCCUCGGGCCGUAAUUUGCCCACCCCUGAUCUAGAGUCUUUUUCCGUUUUUUUUUCGAGAGAGAGAAAGAGAGAAAGAAAGAGAGAGCGUCCAUUGAAUUAUUGUAACACUGUCAAAAAAACAAAAAUUCUUAAUUUCAUUGAAAAUCUAGAUUCUAAAUAUUUUGUCAUUUUACUACAUUCAAUAAACGAUUACAGUUAAUAAAACCAAAUUGAUAUUUCUUUUUUAUUUAGAGAACAAAAUACCAAGAGAGAAAUAUAGAAAGGGGAACGGGGACACUGGCGGAUCCAGAACUUUGGAGUGGGGGGGGCGAUUUUUUUCCAAACCCUAACCCUAACGCCCAGUAAACCCUAACCCUAUGCAUAAACGUGCGAACAGCAUAUAUAUAUAUAUAUAUAUAUAUAUAUAUAUUCAAUAUAUGAGAAUAAAAUAAGACUGUUUCUCAAUGUUCGGUGAAAAAAAAAAAAAACAGUCAUGUUGAGGCCUUUCUCUUGCAAACUUGGAGGUCUGGGAGAGCGCUUUAAGCUUACUCAGUGGGGUUCGGGGCGAAGCCCCGACACCCAAAAGCGUUUUCUUGCAUUUUUCACGGCUGAAACGCAUUCUCCUGACAUCUACAGCUCAUUUGUUAUCAGUGGAGUUCGGGGCGAAGCCCCGACGCCUAAAGCGUUUUCUUGCAUUUUUCACGGCUGCAACGCAUUCUCCUGACAUAUACAGCUCAUACUUAUUAGUGGGGUUUCUUGCAUUUUUCACGGCUGAAACGCAUUCUCCUGACAUCUACAGCUCAUUUGUUAUCAGUGGAGUUCGGGGCGAAGCCCCGACGCCUAAAGCGUUUUCUUGAAUUUUUCACGUCUGAAACGCAUUCUGCUGACAUCUACAGCUUAUUAUUCAUUCUAUUAUAAAGGACCUUUUUAAUAAUGUGGAAAAAUAUUCUAAUAUGAAUUAAUAGUCCUUUAAUACAUUGCAAAUACAACCGAUUUGUUCUUUGAAAAGAUAAGAUACCCCACAUAUUUAGAUUAAGGCUUUGAGGAUCGCCGCCGAAAAAAGAAAUAUUCAAUUAAUAAUAUUCAAUAAAAUUCGAACAUAAAUUGUGAGUUAUAGUCCUAAAUUUAUUUAACUAGAAAAAUAUGAGAUAGAGUAAAGGUUGGAAAAAGUCGACUAGGAAAAGGUUAUUUGGCUUUUGAACUAAUCUCAACCGUGACUGUUAUAUUGAAAAAUUUCGUUUGAAUUAUAACUUUUCCAAAGCAAAGUCUUUCUUAAAAUAGUUAUGAUAAAUUCAUGUGAAAUUACACAAACUCUCUCUGGAAAGGGGAAUGGCGGUAAAAUGAAAACGAUUAAUCCUCGCUCCUUUUUAUAAUUUCUGCUAAUGAUUGCAUUUUGCAUUUAAGAAUAGGGGUUGGGCGACUCGAUAUAAGAAUUUACUUUAUAGCAUAUAUAAAUUAUAUUAGUAAUUAAUUAUUUUAAUUUUGUAAUUUCUUACUAUAAUACAAAAAGAAAAAGUAUUGGUUUGUCCGAAGGUGAUUGCAUGUAUCGCACUUCCAUCUGUUUAUAUUAUAUAGAUAUUCGACUAAUUUUGUUCAAAUACUAUGAUUUCUCCAUAAAAGUAGGACCGCCCCCCCCCCCACUCAAAGGGUUUAGAUGGGAAGGGCAGUGGAGGUAUUCGCUCCUCCCCUUCCAAUCGGCCAACAGGUGAACGACAUAAUAUAAAGACCGGUUAAAAUACCAAUAACAAGUUUUAAUCAUAUAGAUAUAUAUUUAAUUGAUUCUGUUAGCAAUAUGUGAUUUCUACGAAUAAAUAGGACCGCCCCCCCCACUCGAAAGUUUAUGGUGGGGUGGGGGGCGGAUUGAUGCCAUCGCCCCCUCCCGACCCUACCAAAUCGGCCAAAAUACUAGAAAAGGGGGGGGGGCGAAAUAAUCUAAAAAUAGGUUGAAAUAUAAAUAAUUAGUAUAUAUUAUUAAUAUAAGUAAUAAAUUCGUAUACAAAUUGUGUGUAUUCUAUACCAAAAAUUCGUCCGCCCCUCCCCCCCUGGAUCCGCCAGUGAACGGGGAUGUGUACAGGGCCGGUCUUAGGGCACUGCAACCUAUGCGGCCGCCGUGGGCCCCGCACUUUCAUAGGCCCCGUGCUAACUCUAGUUGUAAAUUAUUAAAUUAAACCAUUUUAACUUAUAACAGGGUUUCCGCGUCCUCCUAAUUUUCCAGGAGCUCCUGGAAAUCUCCUAAAAUUCCAAAGUAUACGAAAAAAAAAGUCAUGAAAAUCUCCUGAAAUUAUUAAAAUAUCCUGAAAACUCAUAAAAACGUUAUAAAAAAAGACAAAUGGUCAUUUUGGGGUGUCACUCAGUAUGGACAACUCCAAUCCUACUCGCAAUUAAAAAUAUGGCAUUGUCAGCGUUCCUUUAAUAAAUAUAAUAAGGCGAAUUUUAACCAAAACGAGAAGUUCCAAUAAUUAAUUUCAUGUAAUAGUCACUGACAUAUAAAUAUAGAUCUAAAUCUAUUUCGAUCUCGAUAUUUUGCUAGUUGAGACUCGAUGAUAAGUCUAAAAGACAAUUCUGAAUGUUUAUCGGCUUUUUGUUGGAAAAUUACCUUCUAUCGUUCGUCAAAAUAAUUUUAUCGUGAUUUUGUACAUAGUAAAAUAAAAUGCAUAGACGUAUUUAUUUUCUAACAAAAAAAACAACUUGAUUUUCACUUAUUAUCCUUAUCCCUACCAAAACUAGGCCCCGCGCAAAUUCGUUUCGCAUAGGGCCCCUCAAUCCGUGAAUUUGUACGAAUGACAUUUUGUAUUUGGUGGUGGAUGUUAGUAAAAGUGCUACUAAAAUCAACGUGCCCAUUAGAGCUUGUAUGUGUCGGGCGCGCAGUAUGAAGCGGGUUUUUCCAAAUCAAGUCCAUGUGGGAGAAAUUACUGUGUGCUAAAAAUGUAUGUUAGGUUGAUCGUUAAACUGUGGCCCGUUAAUUAGAAUAAAAAAAAAGAAAAGGAUGUUUAAAAAACAAUAAAAAACAAUAUAAAGCCUAGGAACAAAUCGACGAGCGUAGCCCGGUGCGUACUGCUGGUAUAAUCAUAGACAUCAAUAAAUAUAGACUGGAAAAAGGAAAUAACUUCAUGUAACUUGAAAACAUGUAUAUCUAUUGUAUUCGGAUUUCCGAAUUCUUAAAAAUUGAAAAAUUGCACGAUUAAACAAAACUCCUAGACAUAAAUAAAGUACACAGAAAUGCAAGUCACAAAUUUUCGUUUCAUAAAACUCUAUUAUCGGCCAGUCUAUAUUUAUUUAUGUCUAUGGGUAUAAUAUACAUUAAUACAAUCUAGACAUUAAAAAAUAUAAUUUAAAAGUAGAUCCCAAUUUAUAAAUAGAUUGAAUUGAACAUUUGAUUCGGCAAAAAUGUGUUAACUAAAAUAGAUUAAAAUCCUAACUCUAUAGAAAAUGAUUAAAUAGUUCGGUCUGUAUUCGAAACAUUUAUAAAGAGAACACACCUUGAGCCUGGGGAUGAAGAAGCUCAGAUAAUUGUUUGCAGAUGUGGAAAGGAAAAAAAGAUUGCAUUAUUUUUUUUAGGUCUCACUAUCUUGGAUGAAGAAAGUAAGACAAUUAGUUUCGUUUAUAGUUUGGCGCAAUCAAAUUAUAUUUAGAACUAUUUUGAGGUUAGAAUGUACUUGAAUGAUUUUUUUAAGGGGAUGUGUGUGUCUCGUUCAAUUUUUAAAAAAGUGAUGUUCAUGUAUUUUGUGACAAAGAUUUACUGUUGCAGUGUUGAAUGGCUGUAUAGGAAAUACAAUAAACCAAAUAAAAAUGAUUAGAACUUAGGCCACGAGACCUUCAUCAGCUUCCAUGUUUAUUAUGUCUAUUGCCUGUAACUUGCCAGAGGUUGUCAAAGUUGUUCAUUCUUACAUACAGGAGAUUGUCACUUACAACUUACACGAGUUAACUAUUGGCCUAUUUUCUGUUAAUUGUUUUUCUUUUUACAACUCACUCUGUCUGUCUGUCUGGCCAAAAGUUUGUAAAGGUUAUUUCUUCGACACCCAAUCUCGAAUCAAGCUGAAAUUCAGCACAAUUAUUUCUUUUACCUGACAACACAAGAAUCAAUAAAACAAUUAAUCAAUUAGUUAAUUAACUAUUGGUAAAGAAUUACCUUGUUUGAUAUCGCAAACAAGGGAAAGAAAUAGUACUUGACUGAAGUGGGGGUAUAAGCUGAAUAUAAGCUUUGUCGUCUGAGGCUUAGUGAACACAAACAUGAAAUAGAAACAAUAGAUAACUGUACUAUCUUCACUAGUAAGGUGGUUACCGCGUUGGCUUGAGAAGCCUGAGAGGCUUUAACCCGCAAGUUCGAAUUCACGUAUUCCUUUUUUUUUAAAUACAUUUCAAAAGCGAUCACACAGAUACCCCGUUCUUUAUCCCCUUUCCAACUGGACCAGACAAGUGAUAUGAUAAUAGCGUAUUGAAAACGCUAAAAGCAUGAGAUUGCGCUAAACAAAAAAAAUUUAAAGAUAUUUCUAAUCACAGAUUUUUUUUUAUUGUUAGUCUCGAUCUAAUACAAAUUUAAUGACAUGACUGAUCCAAAAUAUAAGCUUUGUUUUAAAAAGUAUUUUUUUAUAUAUUUUGCUUGUUUUGUUGUAGCUGAUGAAGGCCUCAUUGCCCAAACCUCUUCUGUUUUUAUUUAGUCUGGCAGAGUGAACUCUAUGUAAGUUUAUUGUAUGAUGUAUUCCAUGUACUCGUGUGUCUCGUUCAUCUUAAAGGAUUUCUCUGAAGUAAAGAAAUACGAAGGACUUCUGUUAUAACCCUGGUGCUUAUUUAUUAGCUUGUUUAAAGCGUUGUUUUAUAAAAUGAUUUGACCAACUUACCAUUUUGGGUUGCGACACUCUAUAUCUUCAGCUCACUGUGAUGUUAUUUCUAUAGAGUAAUACUAUUUAUGUCAUUACAUGAGAGUCACAUACAUCAUGCCUUCUUAUACAUAAAGGUUUCUACAUUCUACUGACAAGAGAUUGCUACGGGUUACUCUCAAUAGGUUUGAACACUGCUUUGGUCUACGUUUUUUUCACACGAUUAAUAGCUGUUACUUACUUACAACGGUUGUCACUUACCACUUACAAGGUUGUUAAUUUAUUACUUACAGGGGUUGUCACUUUCCAAGUUAUUAAUUUGUUACUUACAAGGGGUUGUCACUAACCAAGUUAUUAAUUUGUUACUUACAAGGGGGUGUCACUUACCACUUACAAGGUUGUUACUAUUACUAACAAGGAGUUAACUUACGAAUUUGUACUUACAAUAACUCUGGUAAGAAAACAAAUGUAAGCAAAAUGUCUUCAUCAACUCCAUUCUUAUUUUUUUUAUUAACUGGAGACGUUAACUUUACAAAAUUGUUUUACUUCUAGAAAGAAAAAAAAAAGUGUUGGGAGGAACAUUGUUUACAGAUUGCGUUUAUUUGAGUUCCACAGACAGUAGAGAUUAGUAUUUGGAUAUGUUUUAAUCUAAAGCGAACUUUCACUUAUCUGUUGUUUACCUUGAAUUGUUUACUUUUCUCAUUUGAUGCUCAGAAAAAAAAAAGAUCUGACUCUAAAUAGUAAUGAAUAAAGAACUACAUUUACACGUAGACUGUAUGUGGAUGUUUUUGAUAGCGUUGUAGGAAUGAAAACGGUUCAUAUUCCUCAUUCUUCAAAGACUGCACUUGAAGAGUAUGUUGGCUUUACAAUAAGAUUUACCAAACAAUAUAUAGUUAUAGUCUAAGUAUUCUGUAGUAUGCC
Biomphalaria glabrata is the source of this 16609-nucleotide messenger RNA. Its product is annotated as RYamide receptor-like. Gene Ontology annotation, molecular function: neuropeptide Y receptor activity. Gene Ontology annotation, biological process: neuropeptide signaling pathway. Bases 4372 to 5670 code for a protein of 432 amino acids. NCBI's taxonomy places the organism in Eukaryota, Metazoa, Mollusca, Gastropoda, Planorbidae. The transcript has 7 exons. The record is from RefSeq and is a predicted model, not a curated record. Gene Ontology annotation, cellular component: membrane.